UAAUGUUCAUAAUUUCAUUUCAAAGAGAGAGGAGAAAUCUCGAGCUACUGCAAUCGUAUGCUGCAACGCUAGCUUCUUCUUCUUCUUUCUUAUCUCAAGUUUUUGAUAGAGACCUUUUUUUUUCUGACAAUUAUCAGUAACGAAAGGUAAGCGUUGCAUUUUAUAUGUGCAGGUUUAUAAUUAUUUCUUGAGUCAUGAAGCAUAAAGAUGGAAAACUGAAUCCUCACUCUGAUAAAGGUCCUAGGAUUGUCCCUUUAACAUUAGUAGUUCUUGUACUAUGUGGGUUUUCUUUUUAUCUCGGUGGAAUAUUUGGUUCUGAGAGAAACCGAGUUGAGGCUAAGGAGGUCAAAAAGGCUGUGUCAGCUCCAAAGGAAGCAGUUGUUGCUCCUCUCCAGAUCAAAUCUACAACCUUUCCUGAAUGCAGCAGUGACUACCAAGACUACACUCCAUGCACUGAUCCACGGAGGUGGAAGAAGUAUGGUGUUUAUCGCCUUACGUUUAUGGAACGCCACUGCCCUCCAGUUUUCGAAAAAAAGGAAUGCUUAAUUCCUCCUCCUAAUGGUUAUAAGCCACCGAUCAGAUGGCCAAAGAGCAGGGAUGAAUGUUGGUACAGGAAUGUGCCAUAUGAUUGGAUUAACAAGCAGAAGUCGAAUCAAAAUUGGCUGAGAAAACAAGGGGAGAAGUUUCUCUUUCCUGGUGGGGGUACCAUGUUUCCUCAAGGAGUCUCUGCCUAUGUGGAUUUGAUGCAAGAUCUGAUUCCAGAAAUGAAAGAUGGGACUAUUCGGACUGCCAUAGACACUGGAUGUGGGGUUGCAAGUUGGGGAGGUGAUUUAUUAGAUCGUGGAAUUUUAACAGUCUCUCUUGCACCAAGAGAUAAUCAUGAAGCUCAAGUCCAAUUUGCACUGGAACGCGGAAUUCCUGCAAUUCUUGGCAUCAUUUCUACUCAGCGCCUACCUUUCCCCUCAAAUUCUUUUGAUAUGGCUCAUUGCUCACGAUGCCUUAUUCCAUGGACAGAAUAUGGUGGAGUUUAUCUUCUAGAGAUUCACCGCAUACUCCGUCCUGGUGGCUUCUGGGUUCUGUCUGGCCCACCUGUCAACUACGAACAUAGAUGGCGAGGGUGGAAUACUACUGUGGAAGAGCAGAGAACAGACUAUGAGAAGUUGCAGGAACUGCUGACAUCAAUAUGUUUCAAAUUGUAUAACAAAAAGGAUGACAUUGCAGUUUGGCAGAAAUCUUCAGAUGACACUUGCUACAACAAGCUUACUUACUCAGAGCCAUACCCACCCAAGUGCGAUGAUAGCCUUGAACCGGAUUCAGCAUGGUACACACCAAUCCGUCCUUGUGUUGUUGUUCCAAGACCGAAACUAAAGAAAUCGGUUUUGGAAUCCAUGCCUAAGUGGCCAGAGCGGUUGCAUGUUGCACCUGAACAAAUUUCGGAUGUUCACGGUGGGAGUGCUAGCGCUUUCAAACAUGAUGACAGCAAGUGGAAAGUGAGAGUAAAGCACUACAAGAAGUUACUCCCUGCAAUUGGGACUGAUAAGAUAAGAAAUGUAAUGGACAUGAAUACAGUUUAUGGAGGAUUUGCUGCAGCGGUAAUCGAUGAUCCCUUGUGGGUUAUGAACGUGGUCUCAUCCUAUGCUGCCAAUACACUAGCUGUUGUCUUUGAUCGGGGCCUCAUUGGAACUUAUCAUGAUUGGUGUGAAGCUUUCUCAACAUAUCCUAGAACCUAUGAUCUCCUUCACCUUGAUGGCCUCUUUACUGCAGAAAGCCACAGGUGUGAUAUGAAAUAUGUGCUGUUGGAGAUGGACCGGAUAUUACGUCCCAAUGGAUAUGUGAUUAUCCGGGAAUCGAGCUAUUUUGUGGAUGCUAUAGCUGCCAUUGCUAAAGGGAUGAGGUGGGGUUGCCACAAGGAGGAGACUGAGUAUGGUGUUGAGAAGGAAAAGUUACUGAUUUGCCAGAAAAAGCUCUGGUACUCAAGCCAAAGUUCAAGCUGAUAAAAAUUUAUAGAGAUUCAAGUGGGGUAGAGGCAGAGGAUAAGCAAGUGCACUACCCACCACAGUGAUUUAAAAUUGUUCAAUAGGCAUCAAGAAUUUUUAUAUUCAAAAUUGUCAAUUGUAGCUACCUAAUAAUAUGAUUUUGUUGUCAUAUAAUAGGGAAUUUUAAUAUAAAUAUAUUCUUUCUAAGGAAUCAAUGUGUUCUUUGUACUGUAUCAAUUUUAAUUUUUUAAAUCACCCUUUUUCUUA
Mangifera indica (mango) is the source of this 2243-nucleotide messenger RNA. Its product is annotated as probable methyltransferase PMT21. The transcript has 8 exons. NCBI's taxonomy places the organism in Eukaryota, Viridiplantae, Streptophyta, Magnoliopsida, Sapindales, Anacardiaceae. The record is from RefSeq and is a predicted model, not a curated record. Gene Ontology annotation, molecular function: methyltransferase activity. Bases 195 to 1994 code for a protein of 599 amino acids. Gene Ontology annotation, cellular component: trans-Golgi network; endosome; cytoplasm.